AUGAUUGUAGUCUCAAAUGAUCCCAGUUGGUGGCCGGCCAUCAAUACAUAUCAUUUGGACAGCUAUUUUGUAGUCGCCGCCUUUGUUGCAGUGAUGUAUGAUUGGGCACUCACAUUUGGACAAGAGGUGGAAUUGAUCUGGCGACAACGAUGGUCCAUCAUGACAGCUAUGUAUCUCGGCGCGCGUUACCUUGGAAUCUUAUCUGCUGUCCUGUACAUACCAAUCAAUGUUCCGACUAUCUCGUUGACUGAUACGCAGUGGGUGUGGUUCUUUGCUAAAUUCUUGGUUCACUAA
Suillus fuscotomentosus is the source of this 294-nucleotide messenger RNA. RefSeq lists its product as uncharacterized. The transcript has 9 exons. The record is from RefSeq and is a predicted model, not a curated record. Lineage: Eukaryota; Fungi; Basidiomycota; Agaricomycetes; Boletales; Suillaceae. The coding region runs from base 1 to 294 and encodes 97 amino acids.